AUGGAACGCCGCGCGCAGAAACCAGAGCCGGUGACCACGGGACGGUGGACGCAGCGGCUCGAGGGCGGGCCCGUUCUCGAGGCGGCGCCGAAGAUGACCAAGGUGGAACGAGUCGCGGCCGGGAUCGGGCAGUUCCGGAAGUACCGACCGGCGAGUCACCGCACGCGCGCCAAGAUGCUGGAGUUGUAUCUCCCGGACGCCACGGACGAAGAGCGCGAGAUUCUGAUGAAGACGAAGGGCCGCUCCGACGCGGACGAGCCCGAGGAGCUCUCCGCCGCGGAGCUGGAGAGCGCCGCGGAGAAGGAGCUCGACGACGCGGCCGCGAUGAAGGAGGACAGGCGAGAGGCGAUGCUGAACACGUCGCGGAAGAUGGCGGAGACGGCGCGGGCGUACUUCGCCGAGCAAGAAGCCAGGGAGGCUGAGCGCGUUGAGGUGCGUUCUAUACACUGGUUCCCAUACGACCGCGCUGGCGUGGUGAACGCCGAUCCUUAA
Micromonas pusilla CCMP1545 is the source of this 492-nucleotide messenger RNA. RefSeq lists its product as uncharacterized. The record is from RefSeq and is a predicted model, not a curated record. Lineage: Eukaryota; Viridiplantae; Chlorophyta; Mamiellophyceae; Mamiellales; Mamiellaceae. The transcript has a single exon. The coding region runs from base 1 to 492 and encodes 163 amino acids.